Messenger RNA from Varanus komodoensis (Komodo dragon), 1873 nucleotides. It is a transcript of the gene BTBD16, whose product is annotated as BTB domain containing 16. The transcript is spliced from 17 exons. The record is from RefSeq and is a predicted model, not a curated record. Gene Ontology annotation, molecular function: protein binding. Bases 1 to 1848 code for a protein of 615 amino acids. Lineage: Eukaryota; Metazoa; Chordata; Lepidosauria; Squamata; Varanidae.
AUGGCUUGCUACAAGCAUCUCUGCACAAAAAAGCAGAGUUCCCUAGACACACUUCAGUUAACAUCUUUUGUUCCAAAAACGUCUACAUUUGAGAAUAAACAGCACCUUUGUCUGCUGUCGGCUCCCUUUGUAUCUCUGGGAGGACUUUCACCAAAUGAGAAGCAGAUAGCUAAGGUUCUAGCACCUCUGAAGCCACGCUUCUUCCGCAAGCAAGCUGGGCUUACCAAUCGCUGGCAAUUUCCAUUCAGCCCAGACUGUGAUCUACUAGGGAUUGCACAAGCUGCUAAGGCCAACCGAAUUGGUUUCAAUGAGACCCUAAUGAGAAUAAUGUCAGCAGACACACCCAUGUCCCUGAAGGAAGAACAAGAGGCCUGGAAGGCAAAUGCAGAAUUUCGAAAAGACUCUUAUGUACACACUUUUUCAGCUAUACAGCCAAAACAGAAAUCUGGACCCAGGAUUUUCUCCCACCAUGGAAUCCCACAUGAGAUGCUUUUUUCUUACACGCAGAAGAUUACCGAAGGCAUGGAUCCAGAUGUCAUAUUGGACUGCUUGGGCUUCCAAUGGGAGCUUCAUCGCAUGUACUUCUUUAAAUCCCAGGUCCUCUCACAGCUUCUUGCUAAGGCUGUAUGGGACAGUGACUUAGACAUUGCAGAAAGGAAAGCUAAAGGCAAAAAAGGAAUCAGAUGUUAUAAACAGCGUCUGCUAGCUGGCUCGAAAGAUAAAGAACAGAGCAUAUGGAAUGAAAGAAUGCCUAAAGUGACCAUUGCCUUGGAGAUCAGUGAUCCAGAUGUCACUCGAUUUGCUUUUGCUAUUGCACUGAAGAACCUAUACAGUUCUGAACUAGAAGUGAAUGAAGAUGAUGUUCUGGGGAUUCUGGCUACUGCAGAGGUGUUGCAGUUUCCUAGCCUUUUCCAGAAGUGUGUGCAGGUCAUGAGAAGCAGCAUUUGCCCAGCCAAUGUCUGUAGCUAUUAUUCUGCAGGCUGCAAGUACAAGCAGCCCUCCUUGAUCACCGACUGCGAAAGAUGGAUAGAAGUGAACCUUGUUGCACAGCUUGGCUCUCAGAUUCACCUGCGGAAGCUGCCACUAGAAUUACUGCAGAAAGUGCUCAAAUCCUCAAGGUUAUUUACUUUCAAUGAAUUCCAUCUCUUGCGAACUGCAUUAUGUUGGGUCUUCCUGCAGCAAAACCCCAAAAUUCAGAUAAUUCCUUCUUAUGAUACUGUCCUCACCUAUUUCAGUAGCUUACCCAAGAUAUGUGCUUUCCUGGAACGGGAAAUAGGACAGCGAUACAUAGCUAUUUUUCAGUGCCUACGUUUACAUGGUAUCACUUCAAGUAAGCACCUGGAGGAGCUAUGGGAGAUUAAUUUCCUUCCUUUGCCAUGGCUGACAAGGAUUUUGUCUGAUCAUUACCAUGCACUCGAGAAUGGUGGUGAUAUGGCGUUCCAGAGAGACUUUAACACUCAAGCAGUGAGGUUCGGUCUGGUGCUUACACAGGAACCAAGAUACCAUGCAGAAAUAAUCUCCAUUUAUGGAUUCUUCUUUGAGAUAAAAGCAGUAAGACAUGAUGCUUCAGCGUACAGUUUUUACAUGCAGAGAGUCAAACAUGCAGAUCCCAUUAUAUCUUUUUUUACUGCUGAACGCAGCCCUGUCAGCUUAAAACAGGAGCGUGAAGUUAAGUAUGAAAUAAAAGCACAGUGCCAGAUAGAUGGGAAGUGGGAAGAGUUCACUACAGAAAGACUUACUCAAAGGUUUGGCAUUAAGAAACCCUCCUGCAAAAGCACGGUCUUGAAAGCAUGUAUUCCGGAGGUCCCCAUUUAUGUGACAUUUUCUCUUCUCUUUCCAUCAUCAUAAAAGACAGCAGCACUCUGAAGAACUC